Molecule: messenger RNA, 7782 nt
Organism: Clunio marinus
Lineage: Eukaryota; Metazoa; Arthropoda; Insecta; Diptera; Chironomidae
Source: the annotation of a GenBank genome assembly
AAAAAGAGAUGCUGGUAAUGAAUCUUGAAAGUUUUAAAUAUUUCAAUUGUUGUUUGUUGCAAAAAUAAUGGUUCAAAAAAGUAACAAAGUUUUCCAAAAGUUGAAAGUAGUUCAUUAAAAUUUAAUUAGAAUCGAAUGAAACAGGAAAGAGAAUAAUUUUUAUAAUAUGAAUUUCCUUAAGUUGACAAAGGUGAUACUGAGUGAUAAAAGUGUUCAUUGAAAACAGAAAACACACAAAAAGAAAAAAACUGUUUUCUUCUCAAUAGAAAACCUCAAAGAAGGGAAGCAAUAUAUCAAAAGAAUAAAAAAUAUACAUACCUACAUAUGUUUAUGUAAUUGUACUAUUUGGAAAACUAUGUCAUGGAAUAAUGUGUCAAGUGAACUUUAUCGCUUGGAUUCAAAUAAUUUAAGAGAGAAUACUGGGCUUCAGACAAGGCUUUCAGCCACACACUUACUUUCACCUGAUGGAUCACGGAAUCUCUUAGCAAAUUCAACAGAUAAUGGAUUCACUUCAGAACGAACUUCUAUUUUCAAUCGGAUACCACGCCCGAGAAGUUCCAUGUUCUAUUGUUUCUUCUCCUGCCAUAGAAGUUUAAAAGAAUAUUUUGCAAGAAAAAAGAUUGAAAGGGGCUUACGUUUGUAUGAGAAGCAUCAUCCAAACGCUGCUGUUAAAACAUGGCAAAGCGCCUUACAGUCUUGUAGUAAACGAGAAGAUAGAUUUGUUCUUUUGAGUUACCUAUAUCAGGCACAUAUGGAUUGGGGAAAGUUUAGAGACGCAUUACAUUAUGGGCAUAAUCAAUUAGGAAUAUCAGAAGAGCUUGACAAUCCACAAAUGCGAUCAGAAACUUAUUUAAAUUUAGCGAGAGCUCAUGAAAGACUUGGUUGCUUGGAGCGUUCAUUGAUGUACGCUCGUCAUUCAUUGUACAACGAAUGUGAAGCUCAAUCAAGAAAUGGCGGGCUCGUUCAUCUUACAGUUGCUUCUGUUUAUUUAGAACUUGGAGGGUUCCGAAGAUGUUUAGAGGGAUUACAAGGAGCUCAUAAAAUAGCAGUUAAUAUUGGUGACCCUGCAUUAGAACUUCAAGUUUAUGUUCUUUUAUCAGAGCUUUUUCAUCGGCUUUGCGAUUUUGAGAAGAGUGCAAGGUAUGCUAGUAAAGCAUAUGACCUUUCACGUUCAUUGCAAUUAGGUGAUCUCAAUUCACGUCAUCAUCGUGCUGCAUUAUUACGAAUGGCAUCGGCACUAAAUAAACAGGGAGAGUUGGGGGAUGCUCGAGAUUAUGUGGAAGAAGCAACUCGAUUAGCUUUAAUCUCUGGAGAUCAAGCAACUUACACUCGAAGCAUAAGAAUUAUGGGAGAUAUAUAUAGAAAAAAGCUUGAUAUCGAUAGAGCAUUUCGACAGUAUGAACAAGCAAUGGGUGCUGCUGCAAAUAUGGCAGACAGAAUGUCACAAAUGGAAGCAAUGGAUGGAGCAGCAAGAUGUCUGGAAUCACUACGUUUACAAAAUAAAAUAUGCAGUUGUCGGCCAUUGGAAUUUAACACACGUUUAUUAGAAGUGUGCAACUCAAUCGGGUCUAAAAUGCUUGUACGUAAAGUGAGGUUGCGAUUGGCCCAAAUCUAUCGAUCACUCGGUGAUGAGGAAAAUUACCAAAAUCAUAUAAAGUUAGCCACACAAACUGAGCACUCUUUGGGUUUAAAUUGCUGUUUGUGUGGAGAAACGUACGGUUUACAAAAUGAUUCAUUGGAGGCGUUGCCAUGUGCUCAUAUUUUACAUCAUCGAUGUGCACAGGAAAUUUUGCGAAAUCGUGAUAAGAACAACCCAAGACAAUGUCCGGCUUGUAAUCAAUUGUUCAACUCAAACUUACAUUUAUGUGCCAAACUUCCAGCUGACAACGAUGACAUUAUCAAUGACACACUAUUGUUGCACGCCAAUUCGAUUCGCCCAGCAUAUCGUCGCAGUAAUUUAUCUUUAGCAUCAUUAAACUUGCGAGCUUCGAGUCUUACAAUCAACAGUGAUUGUAACAUAACAUCUUCGGUGUUCAAUAAUAUAAGUAAAUUAAUUUGUAUUUUAAUGAAGAUUCCGUCAACAUCUGAUACAUCAGCAAAAGGAAUAUUUGGCAUUGAUCUGAGCUCGUAUUUUAAUCCCACUGAGAAUGAAGCACCGAUGAUUGUGAUGAUGCUAACAUCUGAGAUUGAGCGUCAGGCUAAAAUUCAGACGAAGCUUGAUUUAUACAAACUUUAUCGUACAAAAAUUUCAUUGGAAUGCUUAAUCGAAUUAAGAGAUAUCCUCAACACAACCAAUAAUGAUCAAUUACAACAAAUCGAUCUUAAAAAAUACGAAAUUCAAUACUUAGUUAGCAUACUCAAGCGCUUUUUGCGUGAGUUGCCAGAUCCAGUCAUACCAGUAAAAUGGUACGAACAAUUCAUUAACGUCUUCAAACAAAACACGGAAAAGCAGACCGUCACUCAACUAAUGCAUUUAAUCGAUACGGAAUUUCCUGAACAUCAUCGUGUGACACUCAAAUGGAUCAUGGGGCAUUUAUGUCGAAUUUGUUGUAUGCAGUUUGAUCGAGGUAUACAAGAUAAUCCUCUACCUUUAGUACAAGUCUUUUGUCACAUUUUUCUUCGUCCUGUCUGGAGAGAUAUUGUUCAAAUUGUUUAUAAUACCCCAGAACAUAUAAGAAUCAUGGAGUUAUUAUUAUUGCACGGUAAUUGGAAAGUGAAACUUCCUGAGUUUGUGAACGCGCCUGCUUUACCACCAAGAAAGUCAUCACGAAUAGCUCCAAUGGCAAUUGUCUCACCACAACCUCAUGUAGCGCCUCAAUUAAAUCAAAUGCCGGUACCAUUGAAACAACAGUCGGCUCCUCAACAUCAACAAAUUCAAGAAUGUGUGUAUAAUGUUGCAAUGAACAGUCCUACAACACUGUCAAACAUUACUAACGUUGGUACUACAAAACCAUUACCACUCGUUAAGCAAUCGUCACAAAAAACAAUUGUGCAGACAGCUUCAAGUGGAACUAAAAAGGAGAGCACCAAUUUGAAUGAUGCUGAAUGGUAUUGGGGUAAUAUAUCACGUGACGAAGUAAAAGAAAAGCUUAUGGAUGCUCGUGAUGGUACAUUCUUAGUUCGUGAUGCUAUAAGUGGAUGUGAGCAGUACCAUGAAAAUUAUAAGCGUACAGAAAAUGACAUUGGUUUUAAACGUCAAGCACAUGAAGCUUUUAUGGAAGCUGAAACGAUGUUCAAAGAGCAGAUUGAUAUUCAAAAUCGUUAUAAGGAAGAAGCACAGCCUCAUGAGAAAAAGAAGUUGGAUGAGAACAGUGAGUUGCUGCAGCAACGUUUGACAGCUCUCAAAGAUUGUAAAAAAAAUUUGGAGUCAGAUCUUGAUCAGCAACGUCGACAAUAUCAGAAAUUAGAACUGGAUAUCAACAAAUUGAAGCUUGAAAUCAAUGCACUUCUUCGACAAGAGAAACGAUUAAAGCAGAUGAUGUCUUCCCAAAACAUUUCGGAGACAUUAAUAAAGCAAAUUAUGGAUGAAGGUACAAGUGCAUGGCUGGCACAAGAUUCCAAUGAACAUUUAUAUGAUGAGCCGAGCUGGUAUUUUCCAAAAUUCUCACGGUCUGAUGCUGAGAAAUGUUUGGCUGGAGCUCCAGUUGGUACCUUUUUGAUAAGAUUAAGCACAGCUAAUCACGCUUUUGCGUUGUCGAUUGUUGCUAAUGGCACUGUUAAUCAUUGUAUUAUCUUUGAAACCGAGCAUGGUACAUUUGGCUUUGCUGAGCCUUACAACAUUUAUAAGUCCCUGAAAGAGCUCGUUCUUCAUUAUAGCAUUAAUUCUUUAGAAGAACAUAAUGAAUCAUUACAAACAACAUUGAAGAUUCCAUAUUACGCAUAUGCACAUUCGAGUUCUUCGUCAACUAUGUCCAAUGUGUCGUCAAGCGGAUCAAACCCAAAAGAGAAAACAACGAUGGCAACAGCUGCACAUAUUCAAGAGAGACUUGAAAAUAUCUCAAGGUGUUUGCAUGCAUUUACAAGUCAAUUAACGCAACAAGUUCGAACCUUGACAUCACGUAGUUUCAAUAAUUUACAACAGCAAUGUAAUGCAUUUGCGGAUUCAUGUCGGGGUAGAAAAAACGAAAAUCGCCCGGAAAAUUGGUCGACGUCCACUUCAGAGAGAGCUUCACACCAUAAUGGAUCAAACGAAGACGAUGCAACAACUUCUGGUAACAACAUUGAAGAUUCUGAGAAACGCGUCAUUUUUAUAAAUCAGCAACAACCGCAAAAAUACUGUAACAAUCAUAUUUCAACAGCUAAAUAUAGUGCGUUAAGCUUUAUUCCAUCAUUCUUAUUUGAACAAUUCCGACGAUACUCGAAUUGCUUCUUCCUUUUCAUCGCUCUCCUUCAACAGAUACCUGAUGUGUCGCCAACAGGUCGUUACACGACACUCGUGCCACUUAUAUUCAUUUUAACAGUCAGCGCUCUCAAAGAAAUUAUAGAGGACUUUAAACGACAUAGAGCAGAUGAUGAAAUCAAUCAUCGAGAAAUUGAAUGUCUUCAGAAUGGACAAUGGAUGAAUGUGAUGUGGAAAAACUUAGCUGUUGGCGAUAUCGUGAAGAUUCAAAACAAUGAUUUCUUUCCUGCUGAUCUUGUUCAACUGUCAUCGAGUGAACCUCAAGGAAUAUCCUUUAUAGAAACAUCAAAUCUUGAUGGAGAAACGAACUUAAAGAUUCGUCAGGGAAUUCCUGAAACAUCGAAAAUCGUUGAAGUUAAAGAUUUAAUCCAACUUCAAGGUACAAUCGAGAGUGAGCCACCAAAUCGUCAUUUGUAUGAAUAUAAUGGAAAUUUUAAGGAACUAGGAAAGCCAAUGAUGCCUCUCGGACCUGAUCAAUUAUUAUUGCGUGGUGCAAUGCUUCGAAACACUUCGUGGGUUUUUGGAAUUGUCGUGUACACAGGACAUGACACAAAACUUAUGAGAAAUUCUACCUCAGCACCACUAAAGAGAUCGACAGUUGAUAAGAUGACGAACACUCAAAUUCUUAUGCUCUUCUUUAUCUUGCUUGUUCUCUGUGUUACUAGUGCUGUAUUUAAUGAGAUUUGGACUGUAAACUUCUUUGAAAAUCAUUGGUAUUUAGGAAUACAAAACAUAACAAGAAAUUUUGCUUACAAUCUAUUAACAUUUAUUAUUCUAUACAACAACUUAAUUCCGAUCUCAUUGCAAGUUACUUUGGAGCUUGUGCGUUUUCUUCAAGCAAUUUUCAUAAAUCUAGAUAUUGAAAUGUAUGAUGCUGAUUCAAACACCCCUGCAAUGGCUCGUACCUCAAAUUUAAAUGAAGAACUUGGCAUGGUGAAUUAUAUCUUCAGUGACAAAACAGGAACGCUUACAAGAAAUGUAAUGGAAUUUAAAAAAUGUUCAAUUGCCGGUCAAAUCUAUUCUCUUGACGAUCAUAUAGAAGAAAAUGGUGAUAUGUCAUCAACAUCGUUUACAACAGUUGAUGGUCCGGCACCAUCACGUCUCAGCAAAAGCAUUUUGUCAAAGCAAACAAAUUCUGAUACAGCACGCGAGUUUAUGACAUUGAUGGCAAUUUGUCAUACAGUGAUUCCUGAGAAUGGAGUCAUUAAUGACGAUGUCGAUGGAAUUACAAUCAAUCCUGAAAACGAUGACAUUGUUUAUCACGCUGCCAGCCCUGACGAACGUGCACUUGUUUAUGGUGCAAAGAAAUUUGGUUUCGUUUUUCAUACGAGAACGCCAACAUAUGUGGAAAUGAAUGCUUUGGGUAACACUGAGAGAUUUGAAAUUCUGAAUGUUCUUGAAUUCACAUCAACUAGAAAAAGAAUGUCUAUCAUUGCAAGAAAUGCACGUGGAGAAAUAAAACUUUAUUGCAAAGCAAUCGAAGAUAAACUCCAAGAAGGUGUCCCCGAAACAAUAGCAGCUUUACUUGAAGCUAAAAUAAAGUUGUGGGUAUUGACAGGUGACAAACAAGAGACAGCGAUAAAUAUCGGAUAUUCAUGUCGGCUUCUCCAACAAGGAAUGGAUUUAAUUAUAAUGAAUGAAGAUAGUUUGGACAAUACUCGAACAAGUAUCACUGCACACACUAGUAACAUGCUAGCAGCUUUCAAUUCAUCCAACGGCUCAUCGACUUCAGAUGGACAAAUGAGAAAAGACGCAGCAUUAAUAAUUGACGGAAAGACAUUGAAGUAUGCUUUGAGCUGUGAACUGAGAAGAGAAUUUUAUGAGCUCUGUGUCAAUUGUAAGGCAGUUAUUUGCUGUCGUGUGUCUCCAAUUCAAAAAGCUGAUUGCAUUAUGCUAGUCAGAGAAUGUUCUAAAUCAAAAAAUCUUUUAGAUAGAAGGAAUGAUGUAGUAACUCUUGCUAUUGGCGACGGAGCAAAUGAUGUUGCAAUGAUUCAACGUGCUCAUGUUGGGGUUGGAAUUUCCGGCGUUGAGGGAUUACAAGCAGCAUGUGCUUCUGAUUAUUCUAUAGCACAAUUUAGAUUCCUACGAAAAUUGUUGCUUGUACAUGGUGCAUGGAACUAUUCAAGAAUGUGCAAGCUUAUUCUUUAUAGCUUCUAUAAAAAUAUUUGCUUAUAUGUCAUUGAACUAUGGUUUGCCAUUUACUCAGGAUGGUCUGGCCAGAUUCUAUUUGAACGUUGGACAAUUGGAUUAUAUAAUGUUUUCUUCACUGCUUUGCCGCCCUUUGCUAUUGGUAUAUUUGACAAAGUUUAUUCCGCUGAAACACUUUACAGGAAUCCAAGACUUUAUGAACAUUUUCAAAGUGCGAGGCUGUUUAACGUUAAAGUAUUUUGGAUUUGGAUAAGCAAUGCAAUGAUUCAUUCAAUCAUUUUAUACUGGAUGUCAAUGUUUGCAUACGAGGGAGAUGUCAUUUGGAAAAAUGGUCGUGAAGGUGGAUAUUUGGUUCUUGGAAACAUGGUUUACACGUAUGUGGUUGUGACUGUUUGUCUUAAAGCUGGUUUAAUAACAAAUUCAUGGACAUGGCUUACUCAUUGUUCAAUAUGGGGCUCAAUCGCUCUCUGGUUCCUUUUCAUGCUUAUCUACAGUAAUGUUUGGCCGAUUAUUAGGGUAGGAGCCGUAUUUUCUGGAAUGCAAUAUAUGAUCUUCACUACACCAGUCUUCUGGUUGGGAUUAAUUCUAAUACCAGUUGCCUCAUUGCUAUUAGAUGUCCUAGUCAAAGUAAUACAAAAUCGUCACAAAAGCAGCGCUACUCAUCAUAGUUUUGCAUCUCGUUCGGCUCAUUCAAAACAUGAAUCAAAAGCUUCAUUAACAGAAACUGCCCGCCUUCUCGUAAGAACAAAUGUAAGGCGAGUAUUUGGUACUGGCGGCACAAGUAGGUCUCAUUCAGCUGAGAAAAAGGAGAUGGAACUGAAACAUGGAUUCGCUUUUUCACAAGAGGAAGGCGGUGUGAUAACACAAUCGGAAGUUAUAAGAUGUUACGAUUCAAACAAACCAAAACCUGAAGGUAAUUAAGUCUUCAUGGAGCACAUUAGAGAUAUUAAUAAUAAAAAGAUGGAGACGAACAAUCGAGACAGACAGCAAAAAAAAAGUCAUUUCCAAAAGAUCAAGAUUUAAAAUAACAAAUGAAACAUUUUUUUUCUAUUAUAUAAACAAACUAAUAAGUUAUUAAAUGUUCUAAAAUAUAUUUAACUUACAUACAUGUUCAAAUUAAAAUGUGUAAUUUGGAAUAAAAUUAUUAUUACAUAAAUAAAGUCAUCAAAGGUUAAAAGAAAAACUUAUUUUUCAUUGGGCUUUGAUAAUAAAAGAAGACAAAUGAAAAAUCCUCU